Messenger RNA from Sinocyclocheilus anshuiensis, 1380 nucleotides. RefSeq names its product protocadherin alpha-8-like. Bases 247 to 1380 code for a protein of 377 amino acids. The record is from RefSeq and is a predicted model, not a curated record. The transcript has a single exon. Gene Ontology annotation, biological process: homophilic cell-cell adhesion. Gene Ontology annotation, cellular component: plasma membrane. Lineage: Eukaryota; Metazoa; Chordata; Actinopteri; Cypriniformes; Cyprinidae. Gene Ontology annotation, molecular function: calcium ion binding.
UCACUAUAGUCCGUUGAAUCUCGAACUGCGUACCGUGUCUGGAAGCCCCUCCCGGUUUUAGUGGGGAGUAGAUUUCUCAGGGCUUUGUUUCAGGCAGACUGGACGUAUUAAGAGAGUGUACGAAGGCCUCGUGUUCUCUCGUCCCUAAAAUGGAAUAUUGUCUAAUAUUUCUUUAUUCGCAUUGAUGAACUCGGAAUACCGUCUGUUAUUUCCUGGAUCGUUUCACGGGAUUCAUUGGAUGUAAUUAUGUUCUCGCCGUCCAGAAGGAAAUCUAUUGUGGCCUGUAUUGUGCUCGUUGUUUUAGAGUGUUGUUGGGACGCGGUGUCAGGGCAGCUCUCUUAUUCUGUUUCAGAGGAGGUGAAUCCGGGAACAUCAGUGGGAAAUAUCGCUAAGGAUCUAAACCUUGAUGUUCAGGGACUGGAGUCGCGCAUGUUUCAGAUUGUCACGGGAUUCAAGAAAAAAUAUUUCGAGGUAAAUCUAAAAACUGGAUUUCUUUAUGUGAGCGAAAGCAUAGAUAGAGAGGAGCUUUGUGCCAAAGCACCUAAAUGUACUCUCAGUGUAGAAGCGGUUAUCAACAAUCCACUGAAGCUUUAUCAAAUAGAGAUUAAUAUUUUGGAUGUUAACGACAAUUCUCCGUCUUUUAGUGAGAAAUCACAAACCCUAGACAUUGCGGAGAACACACUGCCUGGUGUUAGAUUCCCUCUCCAUCACGCUACAGACGCAGAUGUUGGGAAAAAUUCAAUAAAUACUUACAAACUUAGCUCGAACGAGUAUUUUUCUUUAGCUGUGCACAAAGGAGGAGAUCAGAGUGUGUCUGCUGAGUUAGUGCUGCAGAAAUCUUUAGAUCGAGAGAAACAGCCUGUGAUCCAGCUCACAUUGACCGCUGUAGACGGAGGAACACCCUCUAAGACAGGCACAUCUCUUAUGAUAAUUAAAGUUUUAGAUAUUAAUGAUAAUGCUCCUGCUUUCAGUAAGCCCUUGUACAAAACAACCGUUUUUGAAAAUGUGGCUAUUGGAACGACAAUUGCUGUGCUAAAUGCCACAGACUUUGAUGAGGGUAGUAAUAGUGAUAUUGUUUAUUCUAUAAUUAAAAGAGAUCAAAAUAAAAUUCUACAGAUUUUUGAUAUUGACCCGAAUGCUGGUGUUAUCACAGUUAAAGGCAAUAUAGAUUUCGAGGAGAACAAUGCAUUUGAGAUCCGCGCACAGGCCAGUGAUAAAGGACAGCCUCCGAUGUCCACGCACUGCAAAGUCCUGGUGGAGGACGUAGUGGUUUUCCCUGCGCCAUUUCCGCCUGCUGAUGCAGAACUGAUCAGUAUUAAUGGAGGAGACACUUUUACCAGAACACAAACACUUACUAAUAAAGAAAAGGUAAGACCUUGA